Achroia grisella is the source of this 1137-nucleotide messenger RNA. Its product is annotated as E3 ubiquitin-protein ligase RNF181-like. The record is from RefSeq and is a predicted model, not a curated record. The transcript is spliced from 4 exons. Gene Ontology annotation, biological process: protein ubiquitination. The coding region runs from base 127 to 570 and encodes 147 amino acids. Gene Ontology annotation, cellular component: cytoplasm. Gene Ontology annotation, molecular function: ubiquitin protein ligase activity. Lineage: Eukaryota; Metazoa; Arthropoda; Insecta; Lepidoptera; Pyralidae.
UACUGUGAAUGACUUGUACCUAUUUAAAAUUUGUUGUUUUUAUUGAUGGUUUUUAUUAAUUAUAGUUACUGACGAAAGGGUUUUAUCUCAUAAAUAGUAUAGAACACUAUAAGGUCUUUGUUAGUCAUGGCUGGUUAUUUUGAAGAGAUGGGAUGGUCAGAAUUGGCAGAUGGGCAACAACCAAAUCAUUUACUACAUAUGGCUAGAUUUCUUAUUGAUUUUGGAAUGUAUGAAGACAAUUUUUCUGGAGAGUGGCCAAGGUUACCGCCUCCUGCUUCUAAAGAAGCUGUAAAAAAUUUGCCUGAGGUUACAACAGAAGGUGAUAGCACAAGCUGUCCCAUCUGCCUGAAAAAUUUUCAAGUUGGUGAAAAAGCAAAAGAGAUGCCAUGUCUUCACAUGUUCCAUUCUUCCUGUAUAUUGAAGUGGUUGGAAAGGACAAAUUCAUGCCCUUUUUGUCGGUUUGAGCUACCUACAGAUGAUGAAGGUUAUGAGGCUUUUAAAAAAGAGAAAAAGCGAUCUGAACAAAGAAAAGAAGAUUUAGAUACAUUGCAUAAUUCAAUGUUCAGUUAAUUUUUAUAUAUUUUUUAAUUUAGUGGGUGUGGUGUCUAAAUAAGUAAGUAAGUAUUAUAAAUAGAUCUAUGGGUUAAAGUUCUGCAGCAUUUAAAGACAGUCAAAUGGAGCAAUAUGUUACUGUGAAAAUUACAAGAGAGCAUUUUAUACAGUUUUCGAGAUGUUUCUUCAAAAGUGCAUGUGUUAUAUCUUAAUUUCCAAACAUAAAAUUAUACCCAAAUAAGACUCAACAUAAAAUAUAAUGUACUGUUGUUAUAUAAGUAUAAGAAAUGCCUAUUUGAAACCUACAAGAGAGAAAUACGUAAUGUAUAUCUUAAAAUAUAUAAGCUGUAUAUAAUAAAAAAAAUAUUUUAUAGAUAUAGAUUCAUACACAGCAUGUUCCAUGAUUUGUCACUAUAAUAUUGAGUUCUAAUUUGAAAAUAAUGUCAUCAACAACAACAAUCAACAAAUACUGAAAUACGAUUCCAUAACAGAUUGUGUUUUUUUUCGUGUGUUCUUUAUUAGAAAAAAUAUAUAUUUAUCAUAUUGUAAUUUACAUUCCUAUAUUAAAUGUCACUGUUAUCAGUA